CUUCUUCUACUUCUAACCGCCUCUCGAACUUGUCCCAUACAUACGACGGCAAGAUACAUAGCAACGCCUCUCCUUGCGGCAUCUGGUCUGCGUCACCGGGCAUGUCUUUCAACAUCUUUAAAUGCUGGCGGCGGGACCGAAAGCAGGCCGCGGCGGGGCCCGCUCAUUGCCCGCAGCUAGACGACUCUGUAAUCGUCCCUGUCAGCGGGUUCCUCAGUGGCCCCGUCAUGCUACCGACAUACGAGUCCUUGGGCUCGUUAUCGGAGAGGAUGGACAGGUAUGAGAAGCAGACGCUGCGCACGUAUAUCUCGUUAACCACCUCGGAAGUCCUGAAUACCAUGCGUCGAGGAGCUCUUCUUGCGCGCUGCGUCCUUUUCGAAACGGCCCGGCUCCAUAAACCUAUAAGUUUCGUUGGAGCACUGAGGCUUCGCGAUGACGCCCGCAUCCUUGACGUGGAGUUGGCCGACUUGUGCGAAGUCUUGGCGAAAGGAAACAUGUUGAUACUGUGCCCACUAAAUUGGGCGGAUGAGUCUGUCAUACUUCAACGAGAGCCGGUUCGGGGAGUGCUUCGCACAGCAAAGAAAUCGCUUUUGGAGUUGGAGAAGACCUUCAAUGACCAGGUCCUCGGCGAGUUGAAGAAUGGCAUGCAGGGCAAAGAGAGCGUCGACCACAAGAAGCUUGUUGCGAAAGUCGGGAAUAUGAAAGAGGAACUUGACAAGGUUUACGGGGAGAUCACUACCGCAUAUAAGGCGGUGGAAUAUCAGCCCAUCGAGUCGGGGAUAACCACUCAUAUCUAGAUUGGAGAUAGUGAGCGACAAACUGAGGGCUGAGGAGCCACCGCUGUACUGGGGAGUUGAGUAGAUACUCAGGUAGUUCAUUGUCUCUCUUGCUUGUUCACAUACGCAAUGAUCUGGCUCAAGCCCCUUCUCGCGGCUUUCCAGCACCCGCUGGUACACCGCGUCCGCCUCCUUCAGCUGGUCC
Messenger RNA from Gaeumannomyces tritici R3-111a-1, 981 nucleotides. RefSeq lists its product as hypothetical. Bases 102 to 797 code for a protein of 231 amino acids. The record is from RefSeq and is a predicted model, not a curated record. Lineage: Eukaryota; Fungi; Ascomycota; Sordariomycetes; Magnaporthales; Magnaporthaceae. The transcript has 2 exons.